Molecule: messenger RNA, 3293 nt
Organism: Amoebophrya sp. A120
Lineage: Eukaryota; Dinophyceae; Syndiniales; Amoebophryaceae
Source: the annotation of a GenBank genome assembly
AUGGUUUUGGAGGAGGCUCUAUCCUGCGUAAAAACGUCUUCACCCCAGAGUAAAGAUGCGAGGAACUCUGCGUACAAAAAUCAACAAGUUUUGGCUGAUGUUGCGCAUGACAAGUUUGGGCUCGUCGUAGGGCAAGAGUCCGAUGUUUAACCAGAAUCGAUCAGCUCAUCCUGAUUUUAGCAUGACAAACUCACUCCCGGGCAACAUCAGAAUACGGAGCUUCCCAUGGGGCUGCGUAUGAGAAACGUCUCUAGGAUUGCAGAUUUGCAUGACAAAUUCGGGGUGGGGAGGUUUUUGCUCGGGAUACGCUUUUAUUCAGAAGUGCCGCGAGGCCUUCAACACAUUCGAUGCCGAGUAUGACAAGAAAACAGAGCGUCAGGGUCAAAGACAUCAAGAAGUAAUUGCAUCAUAUGUACGUUCUGCUUCUGUUGAUGUUGUGUAUCAGGAAAUUGUACGCUUCGUGCUAGGACGUGGACGAGGAAUAGUGAAUGCACAUCAACUCCUGCCUGCAUGUUGUCCUGAUCCUGACGUAUUUGCAAUGCAUAAAGCUGGGUCGGGGACUAUCGACACACAAGGUACUACAGACGGCUGCUUUUUUUUUUUCUUUUCGUGCCCUGGAGAACGAAGUUCUUGCAGUAAACGUAAAGUUUGCAUGGUUACCACGGUCUGUUUCUAGAAUGAAGAAAAUCGAAAUACCGCUAAACAGAGAUGAAGCUUCUGCUGGAGUCAAUUGGCGAGUCACUCACAGAAGAGGAGUAUCUCACAGAAGAUUUUUACCAGUAGCGUAGCACAAACUUUUUGUCAUGCGUAAAAAAAGGAAAAGCAUGAUUGGGUCAUUUUGCGCAAGACAGGUAUGGUUUGGUUGAAACAAAUUUCGUGUUCGAUCAUAAUGGGCAAAAAUGUAAUCAUGGUGGUAAGCUAUAUUUCGUUUUCGACACUAGACGCAUGACAACAGAAGUGUGCUAUGCUAGUAGCGGUUUUUGUUGGUAUACGGAGCUCUUUCGGUUUAUGGCGGACGUCGACGAGGACGGGACAGGAGAAAUUGGUACAGUCACUAGAGUUUUAUAUAUUCUUGUACAUGGAAAUCUUUCCAGCACUCACAGGUUCAGUUGUGUUUGUGAUGCAAAACAGUUGAUCGAAAACCAAAUCCAAAUCGUCUUCAGUGUUGAUUGAUCACAAACCAUGGCAACACCACACAGAAUUUGCGGAAUUCCUGCGAGCAUUCGAGAAGCAGAGGGGAUAUGAAAUGCAAAUAGGUCGGCGGGGUCUGGAAGAUUGCAAGACUUGUCAUGCUUCGCUGAUAAGACUAAGAGUCAAAAGCCUGCUGUCAUGAGCGUCGCGAGACAGUGCCCUAUGCUUGUCGGGUAACUAGUACAGUGCGAUGAUCUGAUGUCAUGCGCUUUUCACAAGUAGACGUAAAGUUGCCCAAGAACUUGUCAUGUAUGGCUCCCUGCUGUUGGGACUCCAGUCGGCCUCGCUGCCAUUACACAUCAGCAUCACAAGAACUUUCCAGACCUCCCAGACACACUUGCGUUUGAUAAGGGAGUCAAUGUAGCGAUUGAGGACGAAUUGGACACAAUUGACGCGUUCGUGGCACUCGGUAUAGCUGCAAUUCUUAUAAUCAUCCUUGUGCAUAGUAGGUGGAACUGAACAAAGGAGAAAUGGAGGGUGAAGAUAAAUGAAAAAUUUUUGAUGCUGGUGCUGACGCGUUGUAUAAAUACACAAGUUGUACUUGUAGCAUCUGCUACUUUUGUGUUCAUCUUCAUGCAUGCAUGAUCGAUGCUGUGGGCAAUAUCGGUAUUUUGUACUAGCUUGAAAAAUAAAUGAACUCUCCAGGCGGAAACGAGGACAAGUCUGGGUUCGUCGAGCAGAAGAGGCUUAUCAAAUGUAAAAAUGUCUGGGUCUGGAAGAAUGCAACUUGUCAUGCAGGUUUUUCAUGACAAUCGAGGUCUGGAAUGCGGGACCUAGCAUGACAGAGUCUGAGACGUCUCUGCCAUGCCUAUCCUGCAUGAGAAACUUCCUCCAAACUUGGUCGAAACUGGACAGCUUUUGGCACUCGUGCAACACAGAUUUCUGCAUGAUUCGAUUUUAGCAUGACAAGUUGCAUUCUUCCAGACCCAGACAUUUUUACAUUUGAUAAGGCUGGUGGCCGUCGUAAAAGAGGAGUUCGGUAUGACCAUCAAUACGCGGGAAAAAAACUGUGUCAAUCUCAAUGUUUUUGAUGACCGUUCCGCAACACAAAUCACACUGUCGCAUAGUUAGUGGAAAUAUGCCUGUGAAGAUGUUGUUGCGUCAUGAUUCAUGUGUACAGCUAAGCAGGGGAAAUAAAAAGCACCACCACCUGAAUGGGCCGAGCUUGUUGUCGAGCAUGAUAAAAAAAUGUAUCAAGGAACAACUUCCGCAGUGCAAGUUGAGACUGAUUUGCAGUUUUUUCCCUGCGAUAGUCCAAAUCGACCGAUUAGUGGACGAGCUCGACAAGGAUGGGGACGGAAAACUGUCUAUCCUCAGUAAAGAUACCCCUCCACCCCAGACUUGUCAUGCAAAUCUGGAUGCCUAGAUGUAAUGCGAAUGUAGUUUCUCAUGCGCAGCACCACAAGGAGCAUUUUCUUUUUCAGGUUGUGUUUUGGAUUUUGUCAUGUCAUCAUUGGGACAAGGCGGUCGAUUUGUAAUUCGACUGCACAACUCUCUAGAUACGAUUACACUUCGAAGUCAACAAGCCUGGUGUUAUGCGCAACGUACAAAGCUUGGUGGUUUGUAUAGCAAAAUCCCCAUUAUCCACUUGAGUCUAGAAGGGUCGUGGGGAGGUUUUUUCUCAGGAUGCUGGCCUACGACGAAUUUGCGGCACUGUUUAUCUAAGAGGGAGAAGACAACCUCGAAACAGUCGUCCAACAGAAAAUUUACAGUACUCUGAUUAUGCGAAAGUUGCUUAGAUGAACAUCUUCGAUUUCCUCUCACUGAAUAUGCAAACGUUAAACCUAUCUAUCAAACAAACAACGGUAAAUAUGAUCCAACGGUAUCACAGACAGGCGAGUUGUAGUAGUACUAUCCUACGAACAGUACGAUAAAAAAAGUGUGCGUUGCACUACCCCGCAAAACUAAGCACGACAUCUCUUGCGCAAACGCUUUCUCUGCCUGAACGAACUUGUAGGGUCCACCCGCACGGCCAGAAGAACUUUUGCUCCUGCCCCUCUUCAACAACUAGGACACCAGAAAUAAUUCAGUUGUGUGCUCCCUGUACAUACUACGAACUAGUAUAGCUACUUCUUCUGGGUAAUACUACAACGAAGAACUAU